AUGGCAAAGAUGCAAGAAGCUUUAGAUGUUAAUGAAGCCAUUACUGCUACUCAGGUCGUUCCUUCAUAUCGUCCGGAUGCCAAAACGAGACGUUACGACAGACAACUCAGAUUAUGGGCUUCUUCCGGUCAGAAAUCUUUGGAACAAGCUAGGAUAUUAUUAGUGGGGUGCGAUGCAGCGGGAUGUCAGGCUUUGAAGAACCUCGUUUUACCCGGAAUAUCACACUUUACUAUCCUCUCUUCCAACGUGACCACUUCUCAAGACGUAGCAACUAAUUUCUUUCUUCAUCCAACUUCCAUAGGUCGUCCGAUUGCUUUUGAAGCUGUACGUCAUCUGAGAGAACUAAAUCCCGCCGUGGAAGGAGAAUCGAACGUCAAUGAUCCCACUAUACUUCUCGAGACAAACCCAGAGUUCUUCCUCUCAUUUACACUGAUCAUAACUUCCAACCUUCCCCCUUCUCUAGAAUUACAAAUAGCUGAUCUUUUAUGGUCCGCUUCGGGUCCAGUUGGAGGCCCAGAUAUCCCAUUGAUAGGGAUAAGAAGUUCUGGUUUCAUCGGUCGUGUUGAAAUCCAACUCCGAGAACAUUGUAUUGUGGAUACGCAUCCUGAAACUAAUCAUACCUUAAGAAUAGAUCAACCUUUCCCCGCUUUAGAGGAAUAUGCAGUCAAUCUCGACAUAGACGGAAUGGAUUCCAUGGAUUAUUCUCAUAUACCAUGGGUUGUGUUACUUGUCCGUUUUGCAAGUCAAUGGAAGAAAGAUCACGGAGGCAAGUUACCAAGCAAUGAUGAAGAGAAAACUGCUUUUAAACAAUUGUUGAAAAGUGGGAAACGGAAAGGUGACGAAGAGAAUUUUGAUGAAGCAUUAACACAAGUAUAUCGAGUUUGGAAUAAAUCGGAUGUUCCAUCUGAGAUCAAAGCUUUGAUGGAGGAUGGUUUUAUCAAGAAUAUCUCUGUCAAUUCAAAAAAUCUACAUAUCCUCUUAAACACUUUAUCGCAAUAUCUUCUCACUCCUCCUCAUCUACCUCCGCUAUCACCAACCUUACCAGAUAUGCAUUCCUCCACAACCUCUUAUAUCGUCCUUCAGAAUUUAUUCAAAAGACAACAUCAAUCUGAUCUACAACUUUUCCGCCAGACCUUGUCCUCUACACUUGAGAAGAUUGGUCUACCGGAAGAUGCAAUACCUGACGAAGAGGUAGAAGGGUUCGUGAGAAACAUCGGGGGAGUGGGAAUCGUCAAAGGAUCAUUUUUGAGAGAAAGAAGAGAACUUAAAGGGUUGAUUGUAUCAAUAAUUGAGGAAAGCUUUGCGCCAGGAGGGUAUCUUAGUGUACCAUGCGCUAUGCACUUUGCUCUCAUGGCUUGUGAAAGGUAUCACUCUGUCUAUGGAAAGUUCCCAGGUUCUGGGGAAGAGGAUGAUGUGGCAGAAGAUACGAGGAAGGUGGGAGAGAUAGUAGGGGAGAUGGUGAGAGGAGUUGUAUCAUUACAGAUUCUACCAGAUGAGGUGAUUGAGAGUAUUGCGGAAAUAAUCAGAGGUGGGUUCGGUACUUUACCCACUACUGCUGCAUUACUCGGGGGUGUAGUAGCUCAAGAAACUAUAAAACUUAUAACCGCUCAAUAUGCGCCGUUGGACAAUACUGUGGUGUUUGAUCUAAUCAAGAGUCAGAGUGAAAAGUGGAAGUUUUGA
Tremella mesenterica DSM 1558 is the source of this 1680-nucleotide messenger RNA. RefSeq lists its product as uncharacterized. Gene Ontology annotation, molecular function: NEDD8 activating enzyme activity. The transcript has 12 exons. NCBI's taxonomy places the organism in Eukaryota, Fungi, Basidiomycota, Tremellomycetes, Tremellales, Tremellaceae. Bases 1 to 1680 code for a protein of 559 amino acids. The record is from RefSeq and is a predicted model, not a curated record. Gene Ontology annotation, cellular component: cytoplasm. Gene Ontology annotation, biological process: protein neddylation.